GAAAUUAAAACCCGCCUUUGCUCAAGAGAACUCUCUGCGCACACAAAGAUGAGAAAUCCAAAUUCAGUUUGAAGAACAUCUCUCCAAAACAACAAUGGAAUGGCUAGAAACUCAUUUCUCAAACUCGGCUCUCUCACGAACUCUUCACCCUUCGCGAAUCUUCUCGAUUCAUGCAUCAAAUCCAAGCUACCACCAAACGACGUCCGCACCGUCCACGCUUCCAUCAUCAAAUCCCCUUUCUCCAACGAAAUCUUUAUACACAACCGUCUCAUCGACGCAUACGCGAAACGCGGCUCGCUCCAGGACGCGCGCAAAGUGUUCGACGAAAUGCCUCACCGAAACGUCUACACUUGGAACACUCUCGUGACGGCUUUAGCCAAGUUAGAGCUCUUAGACGAAGCCGAGACUCUCUUCCGCUCGAUGCCUGAGCGUGACCAGUGCACUUGGAACUCCAUGGUCUCCGGGUUCGCUCAGCGCAAUAGGUGCGAAGAGGCGUUGCGUUAUCUCGCUUCGAUGCAUAAAGAAGGCUUCUCGCUGAACGAAUAUAGUUUAGCUAGUGGUCUAAGCGCUUGCUCUAGCUUGAGCGAUGUGAACAGAGGCGUACAGAUACAUUCUUUGAUCGCAAAGUCUCCUCCUUUGCUCUCUGAUGUUCAUAUAGGCUCUGCUCUCGUUGACAUGUAUUCUAAAUGCGGACACGUGGAUGAAGCUCAGCAGUGUUUUGACGAGUUGUGUGGUUAUAGAAACGUCGUCACUUGGAAUAGUUUGAUUACUUGUUACGAACAGAACGGUCCCGUGGAGGAAGCUCUCAGCGUUUUCAAUUUAAUGUUGAGAUCUGGUUUUGAGCCUGAUGAGGUUACGUUAGCGAGCGUGAUCAGCGCGUGCGCGAGCCUGUCCGCGCUCAAAGUCGGCCGGGAAGUUCACGGACGUGUUGCUAAAGACGUUAAGUUACGGAACGAUAUAAUCCUAAGCAACGCCUUUGUUGAUAUGUACGCAAAGUGUGGAAGAGUAAAAGAAGCUAGGAUCGUGUUCGACAGCAUGCCUAUCAGAAACGCGAUCGCCGAAACGUCGAUGAUCAGCGGCUACGCUAUGGCUGCGAGCACCAAGGCUGCUAGGCUGAUGUUCACCAAGAUGAGGGAGAGGAAUGUCGUUUCGUGGAACGCGCUCAUCGCCGGGUACACGCAGAACGGGGAGAACGAAGAAGCUCUCGGUCUGUUUCGUCUGUUGAAGAGGGAGUCGGUAUCCCCGACGCACUAUACCUUUGCUAAUAUCCUCAAAGCGUGUGCGGAUCUCGCGGAGUUGCAUCUAGGCAUGCAGGCUCAUGUGCACGUGUUGAAGCACGGGUUUAAGUUUCGAUCCGGGGAAGAAACUGAUAUAUUCGUUGGCAACUCGUUGAUAGAUAUGUAUGUGAAAUGCGGCUGCGUGGAAGAUGGUUAUCUCGUGUUUAGGAAGAUGGUGGAGAGAGACCGCGUCUCCUGGAACGCGAUGAUUAUCGGAUUCGCGCAGAACGGGUAUGGAAACGAGGCGCUUGAGUUGUUCAGAGAGAUGCUUGGUGGUUCUGGGGAAAAGCCAGAUCACAUUACAAUGAUUGGUGUUCUCUCCGCGUGUGGACACGCUGGAUUAGUCGACGAAGGGCGGCGUUACUUUUCGUCCAUGGCCCGAGACUUCGGUGUGGCUCCUCUGAGGGAUCACUACACUUGCAUGGUUGAUUUACUCGGCCGAGCUGGGUUUCUCGAAGAAGCGAAGAGUAUGAUCGAGGAGGAGAUGCCUAUGGAGCCAGAUUCGGUUAUAUGGGGCUCUUUGCUCGGUGCUUGUAAAGUUCAUAGGAACAUCACGUUAGGUAAGUACGUUGCGGAGAAGCUUCUUGAAGUAGAGACGUCGUCGAACUCGGGACCGUAUGUUCUUCUUUCUAACAUGUACGCUGAGAAUGGACAAUGGGAGGAUGUGAUGAAUGUAAGGAAGUCUAUGAGGAGAGAAGGAGUCACGAAGCAGCCAGGUUUUAGUUGGAUAGAGAUACAAGGACGUUCUCAUGUUUUCAUGGUUAAAGAUAAAAGACAUCCUCACAAAAAGCAGAUACACUCGCUUCUUGAUGUUCUGAUAGCAGAGAUGAGACAGGAACAUGCUGAAACAGGACCACUCUCCUCUGAGGAAAUGGAUUAUUCAUCUAGUAUUCUUUGGGAAACUGCCAUGUGAGUCCCUUUUGUUUUUUUUUUGUUGAAAAUUCAAAGAAAUAGAAUUGUGAAUUCAAUUUUGGG
Brassica oleracea var. oleracea is the source of this 2252-nucleotide messenger RNA. Its product is annotated as pentatricopeptide repeat-containing protein At2g13600. Gene Ontology annotation, molecular function: RNA binding; protein binding. Bases 100 to 2190 code for a protein of 696 amino acids. NCBI's taxonomy places the organism in Eukaryota, Viridiplantae, Streptophyta, Magnoliopsida, Brassicales, Brassicaceae. The transcript has a single exon. Gene Ontology annotation, biological process: RNA modification. The record is from RefSeq and is a predicted model, not a curated record.